Messenger RNA from Striga asiatica, 414 nucleotides. NCBI's taxonomy places the organism in Eukaryota, Viridiplantae, Streptophyta, Magnoliopsida, Lamiales, Orobanchaceae. The record is from the annotation of a GenBank genome assembly.
AUGACGGGCAACUGGCGACUUGCAGCGGCGACGGGUGAUUGCAGUGGCGACGAACGUCGGCCAAAUAGCGGUCUCUGCAUCCAUCAUUCGAGCCACUCCAGUUCUGGAGACGUCCAUAGCCAAUUGCACGCCGUCGUUACUGUUGUUGCCGCCAUUUGUCCCGUAGCUGCCACCGUUCACCGCCGAGAUCAUUGGAUCUUAGCCGCCUCUGCAAAUUUCAAACAGUCGGCGUCGAGAAACUCAGGGUCGUGGCUACGACCCAGAAACACGCUUUGUUUUCAACCCGACGACGGCGACCUGCACGGAGCAGAGAGGGACAACCAGAAUUUUUACUUUUUACGACUAUCAAUCCGGCGGCGGGAUCUGGAGGAGGCGCCGGCGAUGACGGGAUUUGACGGGGUGACUGUGAGAUAA